AUGGCAGCUUCCAAUCCUCUCAUCAACUCCCCACAUACUGGUCUUGGUCGACACUUUAAUAUGCCCUACCUCACUCGAUCUAGACGAUCCCACUCAUUCCAGUUCGACCCUACCGGUGGUCCUCGCGGACUCUUCGACACCGCCCGAAUGCAAGAGCCCAAUGAGGAACCCACCUUCAUCCCAACAUCUCUCGGCGAGCAUCUCUUGGAACGUACCUAUCUCGACGAUGUUGUUCGACCACUGGUUCGAGCUCUGGUCAAGGCACGCAUGACAUAUGGUUCUCAUUCUCAAGGUGCACCUGAAAGCUCGCAAGCCUAUGCUGACCUCGAAAAGCUUCGUCGUGAGCUCGAACGAUCAGCACAACGUGCUCGCAACGCUGAACUGGAACGCGAUGAUCUUGCUCGCCGUCUUGACCUUGUAGGUUCAUCCGAAGUAGCCUUGCAUGACCGACACGACCGACAACCAGUGGUGCAACACAUGCAUCUUGCCGAUCAGAUUGCCGCCCCUGAUUCUUCCAGAGCUGGUACUGCACCCACUAUCGGCUUGAAACCUCCUCGUCCCAGCGAUGUCGACUCCAUCCGUGGCGGCGGAUACGACCAGCGAUCCAGUGUACCAGCUUCAACAGGUGUUUCUCUCAAUCUGGCGCAAGGUGAGGGUCCCGCUUCCAUCAUCAUCGCCACCCAAGGUCCCUCCGGUGCACCAUUCAACUCGACUUCUCGACCACAUCACGCUUCUGGUGCCGAACACAUGUCACCGGCCACGUCCUACGCUCAUCCUGGCGCACCUCGACACCCUCCUUACCCUGCCGACAUGCACCAUGAUCCUCACGACCCCGAACAUCGUCAAAUGGCCCGCAUGCCUCACCACCCUGACGCAGAGUAUGCAUACGCCGACGAACGGGCCGAUCGAUACGGCUUGCCUUCUGGACAACCUCCUCACCGCCACAGUCUCUCACGAUACAGCGGUACAGCCCGUUCACCACCCACUUCGAGCUCCUAUCUCACCUCUGCAAGCGAACGAUCCUCCAUGCCUACUCUCACCAACUACCCUUCCACUUCCUCCAGCAGCUCUUACUCCGCUGCCACCCCUUACUCAUCUGUUCACCCAUACGACAGCCAUGAGAUGGAAGAAAUGGAACGAUCUCGUAAACUCGCUCGACUCCGACCCGGAGAGCCUAUCGACCAUCAUCACUCCCUCGGCCACUUUGGUCGACCUUUAGGCGUACCCCCUUUGAGCAACUACGUCAUCACCCCGACCUCUGAAGUUCCCUCCGCCUACCCCAUCCGCAAACUCGCCUCUACCAAAAACCGCACCUGUUCCAACUGCGCCGCUCCUCACGAUGCAAAAUUCCGUCGAGGUCCCAAUGGACCAGGAACUCUCUGCGAUCGUUGCGGUUCGCGAUGGAAGAAGUUUAAAGAACAAGAAUCUGCUUCUCAAAGGGAUUCGCUAGGUGCAUCGGGAGGUCCAGCAGCAGCAGCACAUGCUAGGUCGAGCUCAGCAAGUGCGUCUUCGGAAAGUCCGGUGGAAGCUAGUUCCAGCUCGUUGGCUCCUCCUCCUGCCACGACGAGCCGGGAGAGUAACAGGAAUAGUGAUAGUAGCAUCCCUACCUUGGCUUCGACGGAGGCUUCGGCAAGUAACGGUAAUCGGAAAGAUAUUUCGCCUAGAGAUGGCGAGCGGCAGGGAGCGAGGGAGAGAAGUGCUAGUGUUGAUCAAUUGAUCGAUGACUAG
Ustilago hordei is the source of this 1728-nucleotide messenger RNA. RefSeq lists its product as uncharacterized. Lineage: Eukaryota; Fungi; Basidiomycota; Ustilaginomycetes; Ustilaginales; Ustilaginaceae. Gene Ontology annotation, molecular function: zinc ion binding; sequence-specific DNA binding. The record is from RefSeq and is a predicted model, not a curated record. The transcript has a single exon. Gene Ontology annotation, biological process: regulation of DNA-templated transcription. Bases 1 to 1728 code for a protein of 575 amino acids.